GCAGCACACUACUUUGAUUUUUCUGAGAUUUUAAUCUACUUUAGGUCUAAAAUAACAUUAUCAGUUUGAUUUUUUAUGAAGUUUUCCAUUAUUUUUCAUAGUUUUUUGUUAUUCUUGUUCUAUCAUUUCUUUACAGUGGGCUGCACAGUCUCACCCCACAGUGAUCCUGGUUCGAGUCCCAGCUAGGACCUUUCUAAGUGGAUUUUGCAUGCUCACCUUGUACAUGUGUCGGUUUCCUCCCACAGUCCAAAAACAUGCUUCAUGGGUUAAUUUAGGAUAAGAAAUUGUUCCUAUAGGUGCGCAUCUGUGGCUCUGCAACAGACUGGCAACCUGUUUGCUCCACCUUUGCCCAGUAGUAGAUGGAUAGGCACUAUAGGAAUCCUUGGACUUUCUUACAGGCUUUUUAUCUUUUUUUCCCUCCUCCAAUACCUCAGAAACCCUAAAAAAAUCCAGAUAUUUGGCGGAUCCCCUGAUGCUUUUUUAUGGAAAACUUGAGUCAAGUUAUUUUGCUUUGAUAAAUGAGCUCAGCAGAAGCUUUGGAAGGUCUCCACUCCUUUAAAAUCUGUUCUGCUCUGAGUCCUCACGUCUUCCUGAGUGAGUUUCCACUCCUCCACCCACAGACAUUAAUAUCAUCCCUGACGCUUCAUGUCAGCACUCACCAGCCCUUUGGCUGUCCCAGGACACAGAGGGGGAUGCUGAUGCACACCAUCCAGGACCCCGGAGUCCUGAACUGUUGCCUCUGCUCACACUUCAAGAAGGGGGGAUGGAGCAACGGGGGCAGAGGAGAUCUCCAUCACUGUAUCCCUCUUCUCCUCCUCAUUAUCAACACACACCCUUCCCCUCCAGCCCCUCCCUCAUCCACCAUCCUGCUCCCAGAGGUGUCUGGUGACUCCUGGCCAUGUUCUGUUGCUCCUCCCUUCACGUGGAGGUUGGAGGAGAGAGGGAGAAAUAGAGAGGCUCCAGCCCACUACCAGUAUGUCCCCAGGGGCCCUCAGCCUCCUUGCCUGGCCGCCCCUCCUGCUGCUCAGUACAGCUGUGUUACCAGACCCCGACCAGCUGGGAUCUCAGAGAGAGGAGUGUGUGCUAGCUCUUGUUUACGCUCACUUAAGUGAAGCGCUGAGACUCCAACUCCAGCUAUAGCUACCAUACCUGCCUGGUGGUGCUGAGGAGACCCCUCGUGGAGAUGGCUGCAGCAGCCCAGGCCCUGGCUCUUCUUUUACCCCUGGUGCUCGCCAUCCUGAGUCUGUCGCCCGUGCCCGCUCUGGGAAGAUGCCCUCUGGCUUGCCGCUGUUCAUUUGCCAUGCUGCAGUGCCUGGAGCCCAACCGGAUCACCAGCAUCCCACCACUCGACCCAAUGGAGAGUGAAAAUGUGACAGAGAUCUACAUUGAAAACCAAGAGGACCUUGAGAACAUAACAGAAAUCGACAUGGCUCACUACAGAGAGCUGAGGAACCUCACAGUCACAUCCUGCAAGCUGAGGUCCAUCGCUCACAACGCUUUCCAGAACAACCUGAAGCUGCAGUAUGUAAAUCUGGCAUCCAACUCUCUGGAACAGAUCAGCUGGAGAGUGUUUCAUUUUCUGCCUCUGCUUAACCUGGUUUUGAGGGACAACCCCCUCAUCUGCUCCUGUGACCUUUUCUGGCUGCAGCAGUGGCAGAACGACGACCGGGGCGACCCGGACACCCAAAUGUUGUCGUGUUCGUCGGAUUACGAGGAUUUACCGCUCAAUUCUUUGGUGUUCGAUAAUUGCAGUCUGCCUGAGGUCACCAUCAGGUCCUCUCAGUACAAGACGCAAGAAGGAGGAAACCUCACCUUCGAGUGUCUGGUCACAGGAAGUCCUACUCCAACCGUGAGGUGGAGAACAGACGAACUCUCUUCUCCAUUCGUCACCGAGGAAACCAAGUGGGGCUCCACAUUAAAUCUGCUCCUUCACCUCACCAACGCUUCCUCCAAGGACAACUUGCACAACCUGACGUGUGAGGCUGAGAACCAAGCUGGGCCCAAGGAGGGGAUGGUGCAGUUGGACAUUGAGUUUCCAGCAAAGAUCAUCUUCCUUCGAAACGCCGUACAGCAGCACAACUGGUGCUUCCCGUUCGCCGUGGACGGCAACCCCGAGCCCAGAUUCACCUGGCUGUACAACGGCGUCCACUUCAAGCAGAACCUGUACGCGUACAUGCAGUUCAUCCCGGACUCGGAUGACGGGUCGGAGAGGCACGGCUGCCUCUUCCUCAACAAGCCCACCCACAUCAACAAUGGCAACUACUCUCUGAUUGUGGAAAACAAGCUGGGGAGGGAUGAAGCCACCGCUGUUGGGAAGUUCAUGGACAACCCGUUUGACCCCCUUGACCCCGAGGGGUUGAUUCCAGUCCUAGACAUGGAUCCAAGUCCCACAGGCAGACCAAACAUGCACGUGACGGAGACCCCAGAGAGCCGCGUGCUGGUGGUGUCGGUGGCGGUGGGGCUCGCCGUCUUCGCCUGCGUCUUCCUGCUCGCCGGCGUUUUCGUCAUCAACAAGUGCGGCCAGCAGUCCAAGUUUGGGAUCCACCGCUCAUCAGUUCUGGGCACCGAGGACGAGCUGGCCGUGUCGCUUCGUUUCAUGAACUUCGGGACCAGCCCGCCUUCCUCGGAUGAAGACUCCGGCCUGUCCAGUUUUGUGGAAAACCCCCAGUACUUCUGCGGCAUCAUCAAGGACAAGGACAUGUGUGUGCAGCACAUCAAGAGGCAAGACAUCGUGCUGAAGUGGGAGCUGGGGGAAGGGGCGUUCGGGAAAGUCUACCUGGCCGAGUGUGCGCACCUCAGUCCUGACAGCGACAAGAUGCUGGUGGCCAUCAAGACUCUGAAGGACGCCAACGAGUCGACCCGGCAGGACUUCCAGCGGGAGGCUGAGCUUCUGACCAUGCUGCAGCACCAGCACAUCGUGCGGUUUUACGGCGUUUGCACGGACGGAGAGCCGCUGGCCAUGGUGUUCGAGUACAUGAGGCACGGGGACCUGAACCGCUUCCUUCGAGCUCACGGCCCAGACGCUCGUAUCCUGGAGGAGUCCAAGAUGCCCCCGUUGGGUCAACUGACCCUACCCCAGAUGCUACAGAUCGCUGCGCAGAUCGCCUCGGGCAUGGUGUACCUGGCAUCUCUGCACUUCGUCCAUCGUGACCUGGCGACCCGUAACUGCCUGGUUGGGGAGGGCUUGGUGGUAAAGAUAGGAGACUUUGGGAUGUCCCGGGACAUCUACAGCACAGAUUACUACAGGGUGGGCGGGCGUACCAUGCUGCCGAUCCGCUGGAUGCCCCCGGAGAGCAUCAUGUACAGGAAGUUCACCACGGAGAGCGACAUCUGGAGCUUUGGCGUGGUUCUCUGGGAGAUCUUCACCUACGGAAAGCAGCCCUGGUAUCAGCUGUCCAACAGUGAGGCCAUUGAAUGCAUCACGCAGGGGCGGGAGCUGGAGAGGCCGCGCACCUGUCCUAAGGAGGUGUACCAGCUGAUGCAGGGCUGCUGGCAGAGGGAGCCCCAGCAGAGGACGGUCAUCAAGGAGAUCCACAGCCGCCUGCUGGCUCUGGUCAGAACCCCCCCAGUUUACCUGGACAUCCUGGGCUGAGGGGCAGUUCACAUGUUCACCUGAGUGUCUGUUGGUUUCUGUGCCAGGGGGGGGGGGGGGGGGGGGGGACGGGAGGGGGGCUAUGGUUAUUUUU
Oryzias latipes (Japanese medaka) is the source of this 3686-nucleotide messenger RNA. RefSeq names its product neurotrophic tyrosine kinase, receptor, type 1 (gene ntrk1). Gene Ontology annotation, biological process: positive regulation of phosphatidylinositol 3-kinase/protein kinase B signal transduction; cellular response to nerve growth factor stimulus; positive regulation of kinase activity. Gene Ontology annotation, molecular function: neurotrophin binding; neurotrophin receptor activity; transmembrane receptor protein tyrosine kinase activity. Gene Ontology annotation, cellular component: signaling receptor complex; axon; plasma membrane. Lineage: Eukaryota; Metazoa; Chordata; Actinopteri; Beloniformes; Adrianichthyidae. The record is from RefSeq and is a predicted model, not a curated record.